UCAUUUUCUAACAAAAAAAAGUCCGUCAGCUGUUAGCCUAAAUCUGUCUGUUAAUCAUGUUACCUCAGAACAAGUUUAGAUCAAUGACAGUUUGAUAAACCAAAUCCCUAAUUUAUAGUAUUUUACCCAUUUCCAACAUCCUGUCAACUAUUAACCCUAUCAUUUUCAUUAACUGUAGAGUUCACAGAUCGUGUUUCUGCAUGACAGCACUUUUAGCUCUCCCUAUUUAAGUAACUCCCACCUAUGGAAGUUUGGACAAACUAGCCAAUCAAGUUGAAAGCAUUAAUCAAGAACAAAAUACAGAGAUAUGGCGACAACAGGGAAGGCUAUCACCUGCAAAGCUGCUGUUGUCUGGGGUCCUGGAGAGCCUUUUGUCAUUGAACAGAUUCUGGUUGAUCCUCCACAAAAGAUGGAGGUUCGCGUCAAGAUUCUCUUCACUUCAAUCUGUCACACUGAUCUUGGUUCAUGGAAAGGCGAGAAUGAAGCUCAGCGUGCAUUUCCGCGGAUUCUAGGCCAUGAAGCUGCAGGAAUUGUUGAGAGUGUUGGAGGAGGAGUGAAGGACAUGAAGGAAGGAGACCAUGUUAUUCCAAUCUUCAAUGGAGAGUGUGGGGAAUGCAAGUAUUGCAAGAAUGACAGAACUAAUAUGUGCAAGAGUUUUGGUGUAAACCCAAUGAAGUCUACAAUGUUUAAUGAUGGAAAAUGUAGGUUCUCUACAAAAGAAGGGAAACCCAUCUUCCAUUUCCUCAACACAUCCACUUUUAGCGAGUAUACGGUGCUCGAUUCUGCUUGUGUUGUAAAGAUUGAUCCUCAAGCUCCCCUGCACAAGAUGAGCUUGUUAAGUUGUUGCGUUUCAACUGGCGUUGGAGCUGCCUGGAAUACUGCUGAUGUACAAGCCGGAUCGAGCGUGGCAAUCUUUGGCUUGGGAUCUGUAGGGCUUGCUGCUGCGGAAAGAGCACGAGCAAGAGGUGCAUCAAUGAUUAUAGGGAUUGAUACUAACCCUGAGAAGUUCAUCAAGGGUCGACUGCUUGGAGUAACAGAUUAUCUGAACCCAAAGAAUCUCUCAAAGCCAGUACAUGAGGUAAUCAGGGAAAUGACAGGAGGAGGAGUAGACUACAGCUUUGAGUGUGUGGGGAACUUGGAUGUUCUCAGAGAGGCCUUCUUGUCUACUCAUGAAGGCUGGGGAUACACAGUCGUGUUAGGAAUCCAUCCUUCUCCAAGAAUGCUCCCUCUACACCCAAUGGAGUUAUUCGACGGCCGGUCGAUCGUAGGUUCAAUCUUUGGAGGCUUCAAAGGGAAGACACAACUGCCUUAUUUUGCUAAGAAAUGCAUGGCUGGGGUGCUGAAUCUUGAUGAGUUCAUUACACAAGAGCUCCCAUUUGAGAAGAUAAAUGAAGCACUGCAGCUGCUCAUUGAUGGGAAAUCCUUAAGAUGCCUUCUCCACUUUGAUCCCUCACGCAUGCAGCAACACUUUCACUACAACACUGACAUGCUGUAAUACAUACAUACAUACAUACAUAAUCUAUGUUUGUCUCACGUUUCACAGCAACAUGUGAUCGUUUAUUGUACGUU
Molecule: messenger RNA, 1569 nt
Organism: Tripterygium wilfordii
Lineage: Eukaryota; Viridiplantae; Streptophyta; Magnoliopsida; Celastrales; Celastraceae
Product: alcohol dehydrogenase-like 3
Exons: 10
Coding region: 308-1495 (395 amino acids)
Biological process (GO): formaldehyde catabolic process
Cellular component (GO): cytosol
Molecular function (GO): zinc ion binding; S-(hydroxymethyl)glutathione dehydrogenase [NAD(P)+] activity
Source: RefSeq, a predicted model, not a curated record